This is a messenger RNA of Fusarium redolens, 590 nucleotides long. RefSeq lists its product as uncharacterized. Gene Ontology annotation, biological process: protein import into mitochondrial intermembrane space. The transcript is spliced from 3 exons. The coding region runs from base 133 to 501 and encodes 122 amino acids. Gene Ontology annotation, cellular component: mitochondrial intermembrane space. The record is from RefSeq and is a predicted model, not a curated record. Gene Ontology annotation, molecular function: zinc ion binding. Lineage: Eukaryota; Fungi; Ascomycota; Sordariomycetes; Hypocreales; Nectriaceae.
CCCCACUAAAACUCUACUGACAUUCAUCUGAACUUGAUCUGCAACUAUUCUCAGAUACCGCCAGUAUAAACACUCCUUCCAACGACGCAAAUCAUAUCACGAACCUCAGGAUAUCGCUUCUUAUUUGCUACCAUGUGCAAACACAUUCUCAACGCCCAAGUUUCCGUUCGGUCGCCUUGUUGUCGAAAAUGGUUCGACUGCGUCGAAUGCCACAGCGAACAAGAGUCACACCCUCUUAAGGAAAGCUUCGAGAUGAUCUUCGCGUGCAAGAAGUGCAGAAAGUGCUUCAGAAAAGAUGUUAAGGAGUUCGAGGAGGCCGACGAGUUUUGCCCUCAUUGCGACAACCACUUUGUUAUCGACGCAAAGACCCCUCAGGCGGCCCUUUCCAUCGAGAGCGACGACGUACGAAUGGACAACAAGAUGCUCAAGGACGACAGGCAAAAGACCAAGGGACUCAGGUCCAUCUUUGACCCGACAGAGGAAGCGGAUAAGCUAGGAUAAUCCAAAACAAUAUCAGACAAGAAGAGGAAAUUUACGGCGUUCAGGAUAGAUAGCGAUUUGUCACUUCCACGGGGAUACGUUCUGAGAGA